GAAAACCAUUGCAGUUGUUUCUUGAAAGCAAAAUGUUUUUGUAACUUCCCGCUGGAUUAACCUAUCAGUUCCGCUGCAAAUAGUUCAAAAUUCUCACUCGCGCACACCCUCAUGGCUCUAAAACUUCUCUUCCCAUUCCCUCCCUCGAAACCCCUUCGCCACAAAGGUUUCUCUUUCUCCACGGUGGCUUCAACCCUUACCCUGAAUUCUGACUUCUCAUAUGGCCCCUCUUUGAGCAAAGGUCACAAGACACCAUUCCAGGCCCAAUUGAGCUUAACAGAAGAAACCCUAACCCUAGGAAAGAUCGAUGAACGGAUGUUCACUCGAGUCUUUGAUGUUGCAGCUCUCCGCGUGCCUGCUGAGGAUUGUUUUCCGCUGGAAAACCGUCUCAGAGGCCAUUUGCUUAACUGGCCUCGUGUUAAAAACAUUGCUAGAGUUUCAGGUGACGAAAUGGAUGAUUCAAUAAGGAGAAUAAUGAGGGAGAACAUAAAGGAUGCUGACGGUUUGGAUAUAAUUAACCGAAGAAUUGAUGGGAAAGCAGAAGGUGGUGGUUUCGAUCCUGUUUUAUACAGAGACAAGCUUGCGAAGUCUUUCAAUUGCAGGGGUUUUGUUCAGUUUCGAAACCUUGCAAAGAUGUCGAGGCCGAAGAAGUCAAAGAAGAGAGAAAAUGGGCUACAUUCACAAAGUUUUAGAGAGAGGAAGGCAAGGAAUUCAUAUGAUAUCAUGGAGGUUUCAGGAUGUGUCGGUGUUGAUGAUGAAGAUAUGAGUGGACUGCUCGGGGAAGAAUUUAAGGGAAGGAGAUGGAGAGGUUCAAGCAGAUUGUUGCUUUUGGAUGAGAGAUAUGCAUAUAAAGUAGUUGAUGAACUUCCUCCUGCCAUUCAGGUUUCUGCUUGCCCUAAUCUAUGGGCUGUUUUAAGAGAAUAUAAUGAACAAAGCAAAAGAUCAAUUUUCGACCUUGUCCAGUGCAAGUUGACCUUACAUUAUGAUUACUGGCAAAUGAAUGAGAUACUAGAGGCUUUGCUACCAAAGGGCAUCAUUGUUCCAGCAGCAUUUGAAAUGGUUGGUCACAUUGCACAUUUGAACUUAAGGGAUGAGCAUCUUCCUUUUCGUAAAUUGAUUGCAAAGGUGGUACUCGAUAAGAACCAGCCAAAGAUUCAGACUGUUGUUAAUAAGAUUGAUUCAAUUCAAAAUGAUUAUAGAACAAUGCAGCUUGAGGUUUUAGCUGGAAACCACUCCCUAGUAACUACUGUCAUUGAAAAUGGACUUCGUUUUCAAGUUGACUUAGCUACAGUAUAUUGGAAUUCAAGGCUUUCAACAGAGAGGCAAAGGCUUGUUAGCAGCUUUGCUAGCGACGACAUUGUUUGUGAUGUUUUCUCUGGAGUAGGUCCAAUAGCCAUAGCUGCAGCAAGAGUUGUAAAGCGUGUAUAUGCUAAUGACUUGAAUCCUUCUGCAGUGGACUAUCUUAAGGGGAAUACUAUUCUUAACAAACUUGAGAGAAAAGUUGAGGUUUGCAACAUGGAUGGACGGAGGUUCAUCAAUGCCAUGUUGUCAAGUAGAAGGCUGGAACCCAUCACCCAAGUGGUUAUGAAUUUGCCCAAAGAUGCUGUGGAGUAUCUAGAUGCAUUUCGAGGAUUGUUCCGAAACAAACCUAAUUCUAAGGAUUAUCCCUUGCCAAGGAUUCAUGUUUACGGAUUCUCCAAAGCUCAAGAUCCUGAGUUUGACUUUCAUCAGAAAAUAAGAAUUGCACUUAGUGAGGUGGGAGUAGAAGUGGAAAUGCAUCGUGUCCGCCUUGUUGCACCUGGGAAGUGGAUGCUGUGCGGAUCAUUUGUCCUCCCAAAGAGCGUUGCCUUCUCGGAAUCAAGUGUUGGAUUGUAUUAGUUUUAUUUAAAGGAAAAAGCUUAUAUGCGAGAAACCCGAAUGGUAACUCCCCAUCACCACCAUCCAACUUGUUGGAGAUUGGGAAAGGACGGUGGUGAUGGGGAGUUGCCGUGCGGACUGCCCGCACGCUAACCGCAUUCUUAUUUAAAUUAGUUGUAUAUCAAUUUUGCUAAUGGUUGUUGUUAGUACAA
Messenger RNA from Amborella trichopoda, 2069 nucleotides. Its product is annotated as Met-10+ like family protein. Gene Ontology annotation, biological process: tRNA N1-guanine methylation. The record is from RefSeq and is a predicted model, not a curated record. Gene Ontology annotation, cellular component: cytoplasm. Gene Ontology annotation, molecular function: tRNA (guanine(37)-N1)-methyltransferase activity. NCBI's taxonomy places the organism in Eukaryota, Viridiplantae, Streptophyta, Magnoliopsida, Amborellales, Amborellaceae.